CUAGCCAGGGCAUGUUAUGCCGAUGCAGACAUCUAUCUGUUGGAUGAUCCCCUUUCGGCCGUUGAUGCCCACGUUGGACUACACAUACUGAAUGAAGUGUUAAGCAGAUCUAAGGGCCUGUUGUCUACUAAGACAUGCAUCCUGACCACGCACAGUUCCAAAGCCCUGGCGUUCUCCGACCGAGUGGGCCUUCUGUCUGACGGGCAGGUUGUCGAACUGGGAACCUACCGGCAGCUGGUACGCUCGCGGCAUGGUCGACUGAAUGAGUUUCUAUCAACCACGUCCGACCAAGAUUCGGAAACCAAUAACACCCAAAUGACGACAGACGGCACACCAGAGAAACCGGGUCAAUCCAACUCAAAUGCGCUGGCACACAGCCGAGGACAGACGGGUGGAGCUACAAAGCCUCUUGAUCAGUCUAGUACUGCCGGUCGACAAACUGUAUCAAAUAAUCCGGAU
Molecule: messenger RNA, 459 nt
Organism: Opisthorchis viverrini
Lineage: Eukaryota; Metazoa; Platyhelminthes; Trematoda; Opisthorchiida; Opisthorchiidae
Exons: 1
Biological process (GO): transmembrane transport
Cellular component (GO): membrane
Molecular function (GO): ATPase-coupled transmembrane transporter activity
Source: RefSeq, a predicted model, not a curated record